Dama dama (fallow deer) is the source of this 744-nucleotide messenger RNA. It is a transcript of the gene CEP20, whose product is annotated as centrosomal protein 20. Lineage: Eukaryota; Metazoa; Chordata; Mammalia; Artiodactyla; Cervidae. The coding region runs from base 52 to 576 and encodes 174 amino acids. Gene Ontology annotation, cellular component: ciliary basal body; centrosome; motile cilium. The record is from RefSeq and is a predicted model, not a curated record. Gene Ontology annotation, molecular function: protein binding. Gene Ontology annotation, biological process: cilium assembly; microtubule anchoring. The transcript has 5 exons.
CGGAAGUGCGCGUGCGCACAGGCGAGGCGCGCCCCCGGCGGCCGUUGAAAAAUGGCGACUGUCGCCGAGUUGAAGGCCGUUUUAAAGGACACUUUGGAAAAAAGAGGAGUAUUAGGGCAUUUAAAAGCAAGGAUUCGUGCGGAAGUUUUCAAUGCCCUUGAUGAUGAAAGUGAACCUCGGCCAUCAUUGUCUCAUGAAAACUUUCUAAUUAAUGAACUAAUUCGGGAGUAUUUGGAAUUCAACAAAUACAAGUAUACAGCGUCGGUCCUCAUAGCAGAAUCUGGUCAACCUGUAGUUCCACUGGACAGACAGUUUCUCAUCCAUGAACUAAAUGCAUUUGAAGAUUCAAAGGAUAAUACAAUACCUCUUUUAUAUGGGAUUUUAGCUCAUUUCUUGCAUGGAACUAAGGAUGACAACCAAAAUACAUUUCUGAAAGGGUCUUCAUUCCAGCCUCCAAACCCAAAUCUUGGCAGACAACCUAGUGGAAGAAAGCAAAUGGAAGACCACUUGCGGAAGGAGCAGGGGAGGGGCACUGAUACUGAAAACCUGCACACUUCUCCCUCGGUGAAGAGAUGACACUUCCAACUGGGGCAUCUUUUAUCUUAAACUUGUAUGUAUUAAAUAACUUAUUUAUUCGCCCAAUAUUACCAGAAUUCAUCGCUAGUAUUGUACUUUGUAAAAACAUGAAGUUUCUACAAAACCCUCAUGUUUUACUGCAUUUGUGAAUAAAAGCUAACUCUGUCA